AUGGCAGAUACCAUCGCACAAACUAUUAAUCCAGAAAUGGAUGAUAAUCAACAGCGGAAGUGGAACCCAAGAAGAACUGCAAACUUCUUUAUCUUCGGUGCUGCCAUGGGAACUCCUCUCAACUACUGGAACAAGUUCUUGGAAAAGAGAUUUCCUCUUAAAGGCCCUGGCGCACUUCCGCAUACUCCAAUAAGUCUCAGGAUGCUUUUCACUAGGGUCGGUGUGGAUCAGUCAGCGAUGGCGCCGUUCGGUCUUACCGCUUUCAUUGGCACCAUUGGUGUACUCGAAGGGAAGUCCCUUAGAGAGUUAAAAAACAAGUACGAAGACCUGUUCCUCCCAGCAAUCCUUGCAAAUUGGAAGGUUUGGCCUUUGAUCCAAUUGGUUAACUUCCGAUUCUGUCCAUUGGCCUUCAGAGUACCAUUUACCGCUUCAUGUGGUGUCUUGUGGACAUUAUACCUCAGCAACCUCAACUCUAAGAAGGCACCAGAAGAAGUCCCAUCUCCAGUUACGAUAGAAAAAACUCCAACUAAGCACCGAUGGGAACAAAAGCCAACCGGUGAAUUCUCUAAGGCCGAAUUAGUUGGCGUUGCCAGGUAA
This is a messenger RNA of Wallemia ichthyophaga EXF-994, 597 nucleotides long. RefSeq names its product Protein SYM1. Lineage: Eukaryota; Fungi; Basidiomycota; Wallemiomycetes; Wallemiales; Wallemiaceae. The record is from RefSeq and is a predicted model, not a curated record. The transcript is spliced from 5 exons. Gene Ontology annotation, cellular component: cytoplasm; membrane. The coding region runs from base 1 to 597 and encodes 198 amino acids.